UGAUGGCAUAGAAAAAAUAUAUUAGUUACAGCAUUACAGAUAUUAUUUAAUACUACUCUGGUUACCUGUAUUUACAGUUGAGAUUUAAAGUAAAGAUUGGUAAAAAGCAAUGUAAUUUAUUUUCUAUUUGAGUGCAAGUAUCUCUUGACUUUCUACCAUCGAUCCCAUUUAAGAACCUUUGUGUUAGACCAAGCAUCCUGAAUGUGGACAGAAAUGAUGGUCACUUGAAUUGAUCAUCACAAUGAUUUUUAUCUUUGAUUUCAGAAUGCUUUCUGAAAUUAGAAAAGGAGAUCCAACUAGGUUACAAAGUGACUGAUAUGAAAGAACUUGGACUAGAUGAAAGUUGUGAAACCUGAGAUGGAGAAUUGAACCUCAUGUUUCUUGAGCUGUAAUUGGAAACACGGGCACUUACACACAUAAACAUACAUACAUAGUUUUUGACUAUCUACGACUAGACAAGAAUAUGUCACUUGAUCUUUUCAAAUGUGCCUCUGUGAUUGAUGUUAUCAAACUAUCAAAGUUUAUGCCAGCAUGAUUUUUGUGUGAAAGACUAUUAUUUAUUGGUCGUUUUUGUGUCUGGAACUUUUCAUAGAUCUAUGAAAAAGUAUGGAAGAAGUAAGACCCAAUUCUUGAUCUCAGGAAGCUGAUAACGUACUAUUCUUUGGCAGUAGCCAGACAUAUCUGGAUUUAACAGUCACCUCUUUAAUUUGCUACUCGCUUGAUCUUUGAUAAGUUAUUUACCUUUUCAGGCUCUUUGUUUCUUUCUCUGUAAAAUGGAAACAUUGCUGGUUUUUUCUGAUAAAGUCAGUGCUCAGUAAACAUUAGCAGUUUUUAUUAUUAUUGUUAGCCACCCAUAUCAUAUUUUUUAAACAUGAGCUCAACCUUGAUCUCUUUCUAGGAUUUUGAACGUUCCAGAGCCUUUAAUUUUCUGAAUGAGGUAAAGAAGAGAUUUCAAACUACUUAUGGUUCAAGAGCCCAGACAGCGCUUCCAUAUGCCAUGAAUAGCGAGUUCUCAAGUGUCUUGGCUGCACAACUGAAGCACCACUCUGAAAAUAAGGGUCUAGACAAAGUGAUGGAGACUCAAGCCCAAGUGGAUGAGCUGAAAGGAAUCAUGGUCAGAAACAUAGAUCUGGUAGCUCAACGAGGAGAAAGAUUGGAAUUAUUAAUAGACAAAACAGAAAAUCUUGUGGACUCAUCUGUCACCUUCAAAACUACCAGCAGAAACCUUGCUCGAGCCAUGUGUAUGAAGAAUCUCAAGCUUACUGUCAUCAUCAUCGUUGUAUCAAUUGUGUUCAUCUAUAUCAUUGUGUCAAUGCUCUGUGGUGGAUUUACAUGGCCAAACUGUGUGAAGAAAUAAGAAAGAGUAAGUUACCACCAACCAAGGAUGUGUGAGGACAAGAAGUUAAAAGCAAUCCAUGUGACUCAAGCCUUUCACUGCUGACAGAUGGUGUCUGCCAGUCUCUUCACUCUUUUCACUUAAAAAAAAAAUUCUUGUUCUAUGCCUCCAGAUCUGUAUUUGGUCUAACAGCUGAUUUAUUCCA
Messenger RNA from Ochotona princeps (American pika), 1541 nucleotides. RefSeq names its product vesicle-associated membrane protein 7-like. Gene Ontology annotation, biological process: vesicle fusion; exocytosis. Lineage: Eukaryota; Metazoa; Chordata; Mammalia; Lagomorpha; Ochotonidae. The record is from RefSeq and is a predicted model, not a curated record. Gene Ontology annotation, cellular component: SNARE complex; membrane. The transcript is spliced from 5 exons. Bases 998 to 1357 code for a protein of 119 amino acids. Gene Ontology annotation, molecular function: SNAP receptor activity; SNARE binding.